Molecule: messenger RNA, 550 nt
Organism: Ascobolus immersus RN42
Lineage: Eukaryota; Fungi; Ascomycota; Pezizomycetes; Pezizales; Ascobolaceae
Source: the annotation of a GenBank genome assembly
ACCCAUUUUUACUUUGUAUUCCUCCAGAAAUCGGCCCUUUCCACAUCCAAACAACAGUACAGUACGAUACUACUCCUCCAAUAGCCUUUCUGUCCUUUUCACACGACGAUCCAACACAGCUAGCUAUGGCAUCUCUCCAGUCCCACCUUCAGAGACAGUUACUUGUAUCGCUCUUUUGCAUUCUCCUGCUCAACAUAUCGACCAUCUCAGCACUGGCUCUACAUCCCCGCAACAGCACAACAACAUCAGGGGAAGAAGGAGCCAUGCCACUUAUCGCCGCAGACGCAGAAACUUCAGCCCAGAGCGCAAAAGGAGGCCCACCAAGCAACGGAGCUGUUGCCGGAGUGACGAUUGGAGUUGUCGGUGGAAUCCUGGCAUUGAUUGGAUUAUUCUACGUGCUUGACCUGAAGCUGAAGGGGCUGCUAAGAGACAGAGGGUUGACGCGGAGGUGAAGAGAGGCUAUAGAGCGAGGAAUGGAUGAUGGUGGAAGACAGCAAACAAAGAAAGGUCGGGACUUCUGCUAUUUAGGGUCAGAGGAAGUCCACCUGAG